CAGUUCUUCAAAUAACUUCUGAAAGACGAGGAUAUUUCUCCUGUGUCCAGCAAUGCCUGUUCUGGAACCAGAGCGCCCGAAGGACCGCAGGAAUAACCCUGACCUGUCCAAGCUUCCCGUUCCACCAUUACAGCAGACCCUGGACUCAUACCUGAAAUGUGUGGAGCACUUGGUCACCCCAGAGAAGUUUCAACACACCAAAGCCAUGGUGCACGAAUUUGGGGCGCCAGGAGGCUUGGGGGAAUUUCUGCAAAAAAAACUUUUAGAGAAAAGAGAGAAAACCAAUAACUGGGUUUAUGACUACUGGCUUGAAGAUAUGUACCUGUGUAACAGGUUACCGCUGCCUGUCAACUCCAGUCCAGUGCUGGUGUUUCCUAAACAGACCUUUCACACUCUCUGCGACCACCUCAGAUUUGCUGCUCGACUCAUUUCAGGAUUACUGGAAUAUAAAGCACUGCUUCAUGGAGGAGUCCUGCCUGCAGAGUCAGUGCAGGGCCGGCUGGCUGGGACUCCCCUGUGCCCGGCACAGUAUCACAGACUCCUCUCUUCCUGUCGUCUCCCCGGGAGGAGGAAGGACACGCUGGUCUGCUGGAGAGGCGGGGCCACGCCCGAACGGGAGCACGUGAUCGUGGCCUGUAGAAAUCAGUUCUUUGUUUUGACGGUGGUGACAGGCCCCUGCCGUCUCAGCGAGGCAGAGCUGGUCACUCAGCUGGAGAGGGCUGUGAAAAUGGCGGAGCUGGAGGAGGGCCGGCAGGCCCCCAUUGGCCUGCUGACGUCAGACAGGAGACCGCAGUGGGCUGCAGCACGGGACGCGCUGGGUAAAGACUCUACCAACAGAGAUUCGUUGGAGAUGAUGGAGCGAUGCCUUUGCCUGGUGUGCCUGGAUGAGACCAGCGGGUCUGAGCUCACUGACACAGACCGAGCCCUGCAGCUGCUCCACGGAGGGGGCUGCCGUCAAAACGGAGGGAAUCGCUGGUAUGACACGGCCCUACAGUUUGUUAUAGGUACAGAUGGAGCUUGUGGUGUGGUCUGUGAACACUCUCCCUUUGAGGGAAUUGUCGUUGUGCAGUGUGCUGAAUAUCUCCUCAAGUACUUAGCAGAAAGUCCAAAGCUCACCCGCUGCACCAGCGCGAGGGACCCUCCUGCCCCAAGAAGACUGCACUGGACAUGCUCUCCUGAAGUCCAAGCGCUCCUGGCAUCCUCCGCAGACUCACUGCACAGGCUUGUAAGAAAUCUGGACCUGAACGUGCACAAGUUUAAAAUUUACGGCAAGGAGUUCAUCAAAAAGCAAGGGAUGAGUCCAGACGCAUUCAUUCAGGUGGCUCUUCAGCUGACCUUCUACAGAUGUCAUGGACGGUUAGGGAACACCUAUGAGAGCGCCUCCCUUCGCCGGUUUCGGGAGGGCCGAGUGGACAACAUCCGCUCUGCUACAGCCGAGGCUCUGGCCUUCGCCGUGUCAAUGAGGGACGACCAGCCUGCGGUCCCAGAUGCUGAGAAGAUGAAGAGACUGUGGGAUGCGAUCAAGGCGCAGACUGAGUACACCUCACAGGCAAUAACAGGCAUGGCGAUAGACAACCACUUACUGGGGCUCCGCGGGAUGGCAGAGGAGCUGAGCGUGGAGAAGCCUGAGAUCUUCACCGACGAGACCUAUCUCACCAGCCACCACUUCACCCUUUCCACCAGUCAGGUUCCCACCACCGCAGAGAUGUUCUGUUGCUACGGGCCUGUGGUUGCCGAUGGCUACGGUGCCUGCUACAACCCGCAGUCGGACCACAUGACCUUCUGCGUGUCCAGUUUCCGGGCCUGCGAGGAGACCAGCUCAGCAGCUUUCAUGGGGGCUCUGGAGGACAGCCUUGUAGACAUGAAGGGUCUGUGUGAGAGAUGUAACACUGUGGCCAAGUGUGGGCAGACAAACAAAGAACCUGCCAAUCAUGUGAGUGUCAAAAAGUAGGUACUGUAGGAGGAGGGAGUGUGAUAGACACAAACCUGCUGGUCGUGCUUCCUUUUUACUUACCUAGAUUCUGGUUGAUAAUCAGAGAUUUCCAUGUCGGUCUUGCAUUACGGAAAGCUUUCCAAAGCCAUAGUAAUUUACAGAAUUACGCCCCUUAAUGAUGUUUUGGACGAUGGUCAUCAGUAGGGAAGCAGAGAAGCAAUGGUAAUAAAGCUGAGCAGUGUAUCUGGCACAUUUAUAACAUCUGUGUGUUCACUUUCCCCUCCACUCAUAUCCUCAAACAACCACAGACUUUAUUUAUGUAUUUAUUUAUUUAUUUAUUUAUUCAUUUGUUUGAUGCAGUUUUAAUGGUGAAGGUUGUUCACAACAAAUAUUGAUUUGAUUUAAUACUUAGUAAGAGUACCUUUCUAUAAAUUAUGGCCACCAAUCAAAAACAACAUUUUACAGCCUUAUAUAUGAAACCAAGAGUUCCUAGCAUCACAAAAAGUUUGACUAGGACUGCACUAACUUCAAUGCAAGAACCACCACUAAGAACUCUAUGUCCACCUGAGAGAUUGUUCAGUAAUCUUUUGUAUUUUAAGGAUUAUAUUGAUUGGGAAUCAGAAUUUCAGGACAUUUGAUUCUAAUCUUGUCAAAAGACACAUUGAGCUCAUUCAUUUAUUUCAAAUAAUAUAUUUCUAUAAUUUAUGUAUUUAUUUAUAACACAAGUAUAAUACAUAUUUUUUCAGAGAAAUCGUGUUGAUCGUUAAGCAGUACAGCAGUGUAUUUUGUAACUACAGUGGUCUGUCUGGAUGUUUAAUUAGCUCCAUUUAUAUGCUCUGUAUUUCAGUGUACGUAAACGCUUAAACUGAAUACAAAUUGCACAUGAAUAAAGGUUACAGUGUACAAAUGUGAAAAUCAUUACACAAUUACCACAUAGAGCACAGGGCAUUUAUCUGCACUUUAAAAAAACCUUUUUCCAAAAAUAUGGAAGCAAUAGUAAAAAUGUUGUUGCGUUUAAAAAUGUAUUGUUUGGCUGGUGUUUUUUUAGUAGAAAAUUAGUUUAUAUUUAUUUUUAUGAGGUAACACAAUUGUACAUUUCUGUAUAAUGUUUAAUUUAAUUAAUGCACAUUACAUUUGAUGUUAAAUAUAAUGUGUCAAGUCUUGGAAUAAAGCUGUGAAAUGC
This is a messenger RNA of Conger conger (European conger), 3116 nucleotides long. RefSeq names its product choline O-acetyltransferase-like. Gene Ontology annotation, cellular component: cytoplasm; neuron projection. Gene Ontology annotation, biological process: neuromuscular synaptic transmission; acetylcholine biosynthetic process. The coding region runs from base 53 to 1951 and encodes 632 amino acids. The record is from RefSeq and is a predicted model, not a curated record. NCBI's taxonomy places the organism in Eukaryota, Metazoa, Chordata, Actinopteri, Anguilliformes, Congridae. The transcript is spliced from 14 exons. Gene Ontology annotation, molecular function: choline O-acetyltransferase activity.